CCCAGUGGGCUCGAGUGGGAGAGGAGCCAAUACAAGCGGAGGGGAGGCGUGUCCUCGCGCUACACCGAGACCUCCCCAGUGCAGGUUGUUGCGUUCGGGCUCUAAAGCCUGGAGACCUCCGAAGUGCGCGUCAGUUUCACAAGUAGGAGCCAUGGCGACAACUGCUCAGUACAUCCCGCGGAAUAACUCCUUACCGUCUAACCCGCUCAUGCAUCCGGACUCGGACAGGAUGCACCAAGGGACGACCUACAGAGAGGUGCAGAAAAUGAUGCACCACGAGUAUUUGCAGGGGCUCGCAGCCACAAACACGGGACAUCCGAUGAGUUUGACGCACCACCAGUGGCUGCCCACGUCCAACACCGACUGGUCGAGCAGCAGCCACCUCCAGCAGGACCACAAGAGCAGCGUGCAGACCCGCGAGGACCUGACCACGAGCUUCCAUCACAGGUCCCAUCUGGUGCACCAGCAGCAGAGCGCGCACCAUGGCUCAUGGGCGCCCACCACCACGCAUCACCUUUCCCCGCUUUCUCCCGCGUCAAACGGCCACCAGUCCCUGGUGUACUCUCAGCCAGGGUAUACGAACCUCAAUGCGAUGAUGAGCCCGCUGAACCACGGCAUGCGUGAGUCGCUUCACGACGACACGUCCGGUGGCCACGAUAACCAGCUGGAGUCCCCACAGCAGUUCAGCCAUCACCAGGACCACUCGGACGAGGACGCGCCCAGCUCCGACGACUUGGAGCAGUUCGCCAAGCAGUUCAAGCAGCGCAGGAUCAAACUGGGCUUUACGCAGGCGGACGUGGGCCUCGCGUUGGGUACCCUCUACGGGAACGUCUUUUCUCAGACCACUAUCUGCAGAUUUGAGGCACUGCAGCUCAGCUUCAAGAACAUGUGCAAACUUAAGCCGCUGCUAAACAAGUGGCUGGAGGAGACGGACUCGAACACGGGCAGUCCCACCAAUUUGGACAAGAUCGCCGCGCAGGGCAGGAAACGAAAGAAGAGGACGUCCAUCGAAGUUGGGGUGAAAGGGGCGCUGGAGAAUCAUUUCUUAAAAUGCCCAAAGCCAUCCGCGCACGAAAUCAGCACUUUAGCCGGCACUCUGCAGCUGGAAAAAGAGGUAGUGCGCGUGUGGUUUUGUAAUAGAAGACAAAAAGAGAAAAGAAUGACACCAGUGGGGGUCCCUCACCCGAAUAUGGACGACGUAUAUUCCCAAGCAGAGACCCCUCCUCUACACCGCACACUACAGAGCCCUGUGCAGUGACUGUUUUCAUGAACGCUUUGAGGGGGGAGAGAAAAGGGGAAAUGAUGGGACUUGUGGAGUUUACAGUAUUUAAGUUUGGCUUUUGUUGUUCCUGACACAAAAAGAGACACGAGGGAGUUUGUUUGAACACCUUAGUAUUCGGAGUAAGUCUUGUCCAACAAAUAGAUGGCAGGAGCAAAAUGUUAAAAAAGGAAAAAAAAAAUACAGAAAAAAGAUUGAAAAUAUUUGCUAUUACUGAUUUCGUGCGCGUUUAAAGUGAAACAAAGAUCUUUAUUUACCAAAAUUUUAUGGAGGCGACAUGCGUAUAAAGUAAAUCCCAUGGCUGGUCACUGUGCCACAGAGGCCAUCUCCUCUCGGUGCGCCGUGGACUCUCACCACAACAGGACGCAACACCGGACGCUGCAGACGAAUGAACAUUGUGCUUUUUUCAGGCUCAAACUGAUUAAUAUUAGUGUAUAUGUUCUUUGUUUGAGAUGUGUUGCUUUUUUGAAUUAUUGCAGUGUCUGUCUGUCGACUUGAUUUCAUUAUCAUUUGUUCAAUUUGCUCAACUUUAUGGUGGUGAAAAACAAGUAGAAAUUGUUGAAAAUGCAACAGGACUGAGCCUAAGUUCUGACUGCACGCCUUAAGAAUUACCACGUCGAAAAUGGAGACAGAAAAGAGACGCUAAACGGAACACGCAUUUCUAUUGUUUUGGGGUAAUAUUUUAUUUGCAUGGAGCACUUAUUCUUUUAAUUUAAUUGCAAUUGAUAUUUGUCAGUGACAUUGUGAGUGGACAAUAGGCUUAAACCCGCAGUAAAUGUUAUGUUUACGGUGUUUUAGGACGAAUCAGAAUUGAAACAUCCAAACAGAAGCGUUAGAACUCAGGUAACUCCAGUGGCCCAUGUUGGAACACACGCCUGCAUUCACUCCUGUCUCUUACGCAUCAUGUAAUGUAUUAUAUUCCAGGCAAAACAAAACAACACUGGAUUGGGAGUCACGGAUAGAGUUCCUUACGGGAAUAUAGCGAGUUUUAGACGUAUUUAUUUUUUUUCUGGCCUGAAAGGAAAUCUAAAAAUCUCACGCGUUGUGUCAUCCAUCAUUGUCUGAGCAGUCCAAUAGCCCACAGCAGUGCUAUUCUCUACAUACGAGGGUUUUGUUUUUCAAGAAAAAUAAUAAUGAUACAAAAAACAAGAUUUUAGAGAAAAUGUUGCCAGGAUUAUUUCCGAAGUGUAAAUAUGUCGAAUAUGUAAACUUGUAUUUGUUCUGAGAUAUUGUUUUGGUUUUGUUUCUUUCCGGGCAGUUUUGUACACUUACUAAUUCCAAGAAGAUAUUUUAAUAUUGAUUUCAUUUAUGAAUCUGACCAUUUAUAUAUAUAUUUAUUUCUUAAACGUGUUUGGAGCUUUUUGUUUGGCUCUUAAUGGUUUUGUU
Periophthalmus magnuspinnatus is the source of this 2665-nucleotide messenger RNA. RefSeq names its product POU class 3 homeobox 1 (gene pou3f1). Gene Ontology annotation, molecular function: RNA polymerase II cis-regulatory region sequence-specific DNA binding; DNA-binding transcription factor activity, RNA polymerase II-specific. Gene Ontology annotation, cellular component: nucleus. Gene Ontology annotation, biological process: regulation of transcription by RNA polymerase II; brain development. NCBI's taxonomy places the organism in Eukaryota, Metazoa, Chordata, Actinopteri, Gobiiformes, Gobiidae. The transcript has a single exon. The record is from RefSeq and is a predicted model, not a curated record. Bases 152 to 1258 code for a protein of 368 amino acids.